This is a messenger RNA of Penaeus indicus, 7481 nucleotides long. Its product is annotated as fibrillin-2-like. NCBI's taxonomy places the organism in Eukaryota, Metazoa, Arthropoda, Malacostraca, Decapoda, Penaeidae. The transcript has 37 exons. The coding region runs from base 408 to 7481 and encodes 2357 amino acids. Gene Ontology annotation, molecular function: calcium ion binding. The record is from RefSeq and is a predicted model, not a curated record.
CUCGGGGCAGCGGUGGAGUGUGGGCACGAGCGUCAGUCCUCUCCCGUCUCUGCACAGUGACUGAGGAGUGUGAUGUACGUAGAGUUUAAUCUGUACUGUAGACAGGUUGUGUGUGAAUUUCUUACGUCAUAAUGUAAAUUUAUUACGUACAAAGUGAAUUAUCAAAUCGAUUGAAGUGAACAAAACUUGAAAAGUGAAGGAAAACAUAUGUUCAAACUUGAUAUAACUGAACAAGUGCAAAAAUAAAUGUGCUUUGGUGUUUAUCAAAGGUGACAGUGACAGGCACCUUUUGAGAGUGCCAGCAGUGAGUGUGCAAGUGCCACGAGAACCAGCGCAGCGCCACAGCAGCAUCUACGGUGCCCAGAGGCGUCUCGUCGCAUCCCGAGACGCGUGGCGCCCUUGCCGACAUGGCUGGCUUCCUGCUUCUCCUCACAGGGGCGCUGACCGGCCUCGUAGGCGUGGCCGAGGGCACCUGCAACCCGCCCACGUCCCUGGCGCACGGGCAGGUGAAGCUGGGAAGAGGCGGCAUCAUCGCGGCCUUCUCCUGCGAGGAAGGCUACACGCUGCAGGGCACGGGCAUCGCCGUCUGCGUCGCCGGCAGGUGGUCCACGCCCGUGCCCACCUGCGUCAGUGAUGAUCCCGACGCCCCGCCUGCAACCGACACGCCCACGACCGCCGCGCCCACGACCGCCCCUCCUCGACCAGGCCGCAGGAGGCAACGAGGACCCGGUUCCAGGAGAGGCAGGCAGCGAGGAAGAAGGCCCACCAGCACCACGACGGAGGCCCCGAGCGUCGAGCAGCAGCAGCAGGACCAGCACGUGAUCACGGCCUACAACGUGGUCGAGUCGUCCUCCACCCUCAAGGACCACAUGAAACACACGAAGGUCAAAGGGCAAACCAAACAGACGAGGCAAGAAGAGGAAGAUAAUAAGGAGAUGGAGGAAGAGGCGCAAUCGGAGGUAGCGAGAGAGGAGGAGGAGGAGGAGGAGGAAAUGGAAAACACCGAGAAUACGAGAGAGAGAAAGAGGAAGAACCGAAGAGAGAGAAAGAAGGAUAGAAAAGGUCGCAAAGGAAGAAGGAGAAGGAUAGAGGAGGAGGAAGACGUGGACAGGUCGGUCAACGAGGUGAGGAGGAGCGGCGAAGGGGCGGAGGAGUCGGGGCGUCAGGCAUCUCAGGAGGACGACUUGGCGAGGGCCCUCGAGGAGAAGCGGGAAAAGAGACGGAGGAGGAAAGAGAGACGGAACAAGAAAAAGCGAGGCGGGAAGAACGGUGAUAGGCAGGGCAAGAAGAGGAGGAAGGGCAGAAAGGGCAGAAGGAAUGAGAUUCCUCAGGAGCCGCAGGACGUCGACAACAGCCUCGAUGCCUUCGGCGGGAGCCACGCCCCCUCGGCCGGCGACGUCACUGGCGAGGCAGACAACCAGGUGCCCAACGAGGUGGUGCCGAGGCUGGACGCCGAGGAGAGCCAAGCGGGCAAGAGGAAGCGAGGCGACCGGCGGCGCAGACCGGGCCACCGACGGGGCCGCCCCUCCACCACGACCUCGCCGCCAGAAACCACAACACCUACAACCACCACAACUACCACCACGACCACGACUACCACAACUACCCCCGCCACGACGGUAACCACGGAGGUCCUUUACGACUCGACGGGCUACCCACAGGACUCCUCCUACAGCGCCGUCGAGCCGCAGUACACCAUCGAGGGGCGGGAAGUCGAGCGGACCAUCGUCGACUUCGUGCCCGAGUCUCCCGCAGGAUCCGCCGACGAGGACGACUUCCGGAAGAAUGCCGUCGAGGAGGUGCUCAAAUACCACGGGAAAGACGCCCGAGGGAACGGAAGAGGGAGGAGGAAGAAGAAGGGCAAAAACAAGAAGAACAAGAAGGGGGAUAAAAGUCACGUCAUGAUAGAUAAGACGGAGUAUGAAACGGAGGACGUCGAGGACACGUACAGCGAGAUCCCUGAGCCCGACGAAGGACCUUACCACGAGGAGGAGGACGAGACCCUGGACGCCUUGGAUGACCUGCCCGAGGGUUACCCGACGGACAGGUUUAGGGAGAGGGGAUCCAACUCCAACUACUCAAGAUUUAUUGAAACGGAAGAUAUCAAAUUCGAGUUGCUGGACAUGUCAUGUGUGGUCUCGGAAAGCGACUCCAUGUAUCUUCCACCGCCGAGGGUCCCCAACGCUCACGUCACUUCCUAUUACACAGUCACCAACCCAGCCCCUCCCAACAACGUUUACGCCGAGGCAGUGUAUGAGUGCAAAUUCGGCUACAGACUGACCGAGGGAUCAAGCAAUAGAGUUUUCUGCAUGGGCGACAAAUGGCUGGGUGUUUUACCGUCGUGCGUUUCUUAUGCCCGCCAGAAGAGCAGCGGCAAGUGCGAGGACGAGAACGGCGACUGCGAGCAGAUCUGCGACCCGACUCCCAACGGGCGCCAGUGCCUGUGCUACAAGGGCUUCACGCUGGGAGAGGACGGCGCCUCCUGCGAGGACCUGGACGAGUGCGCGAUAGACAACGGGGGCUGCGAAGGGAAGUGUCUCAACAACCUCGGUUCCCAUCGCUGCUACUGCCCUCGGGGAUUCCGCCUCGGGACCAACGGCAAGGCGUGCAUAGAUAAGAACGAGUGUCUCCUUCGCAACGGCCACGGUCCCUGUCAGGAUACUUGUGUUAAUACCGACGGAGGAUACUACUGCACCUGCGAAAGCAUGCCAGGCACGCAGUUGGGCGCCGACAACCACACCUGCGAGGAUGUGAACGAGUGCGCCAUCAACAACGGCGGCUGCUCCCAUAUCUGCCUCAACACCUUCGGGCAGAUCUUCUGUACUUGUCCCGAGGGCUUUGUGAUGGGCAUGGAUUGGAAGACGUGCGAGGACAUCGACGAAUGCAGCUACGAGGACAUAGCAGCUCAAUGCGAACACCGCUGCGUCAACACCCCCGGCAGCUACCACUGUGCCCAAGCCGAGGAGCUGCUGCAGACGGCCCUCGAGUGCCCCGAAGGCCUCGUGCCAACCGACGACAACCUCUCGUGCCAAGACGAAGACGAGUGCGCAGAAGACAACUUCGGCUGCUCUGACGUCUGCGUGAACACCCACGGCGGCGCCCACUGUGCCUGCCCCGUCGGCUACGAUCUGGCUCCUGACGACAAGACCUGCGAGGACAUCGACGAAUGCGAGGAGGAGGAGGAGGAGGAGGGGGAGGGGGGGCCCGGCUGCUCCCACGGCUGCGCCAACUCCGAGGGAUCCUACAGCUGCACUUGCCCCGAGGGGCUCACUCUCUCGCCGGACCUCAGGACCUGCCUCGAUGUGAACGAAUGCGCUUCUGCCAACGGAGGAUGUGAUCAACUCUGUGAAAAUACUGAAGGGUCUUUCUUCUGCGAUUGCAAGGAGGGAUUCGAACUCUCCGCCGACGAAGUCACUUGCAGCGAUACGGAUGAGUGCGUCGAGGACAACGGCGGAUGUGACCAAGAGUGCACCAACACGAAGGGCUCCUUUUCGUGCUCCUGUCUGCCUGGGUACGAGCUCGAGGAUGACUUCCACUGCAUUGACGUGGACGAGUGCCAACUGCAACUGUCCAAGUGCCAGCAUGACUGCAUCAACGUCCCCGGUUCGUACGAGUGCAUUUGCCACGAAGGCUUCGAGAUAUCGUCGGACAACCACACGUGCCUUGACAUCGACGAGUGCGGCUCCGACACCGGCUGCUCCCACUUCUGCACCAACCGGAACGGGUCGUACGUCUGCCACUGCCCGCCCGGCUUCCACCUCGACGCCGACGACCACACCUGCGUCGACGAGGACGAGUGCGCGAACGAGAACGGAGGCUGCACGCACCUCUGCCACAACUUCGAAGGCGGUUACAAGUGCAAAUGCCCCUCGGGGAUGGAGAAACUGCACGAGGGAACGGCCUACGAGAGGAAGCACGUCUGCGUCGACAUGGACGAGUGUGAGGACAACAACGGCAACUGCAGUCACAUCUGCAAUAACCUCGAGGGAGGCUACGAGUGCCAGUGCCCCGAUGGAUUCUCCUUCAGGACGGAAGAUGAUGGCACCGAGUCAGAGUUCGAGUGUGUGGAUCUGGAUGAGUGCGAGGUGGAUAACGGUGGAUGUAGCCACUUCUGCGUGAACACUGAGGGAGGAAGAGAGUGUAUUUGUCCUGAAGGGAUGAGGCUGCCUGAAGGGACGGGUAACAGCACACAGGAGUCCCCGUGCGAGGAUGUGGAUGAGUGUCUCAAGGAUAACGGCGGCUGCAGCCACGUCUGCAUCAACCUCGAGGGCACGUACGAAUGCGAGUGCCCCGAGGGGUGGGUCCUCGACAUACCCGAAGACUACUACGAUUACUACAAUGACAAACCCGUCGAUUUCGACAUCUACAACGAAGUCAUCUGGAAAAAGUGCGUCGACAUGAACGAAUGUUCCGAAGACAACGGAGGAUGUAGCCACACGUGCCACAACAGCGACGGAGGCUACAAAUGCUCUUGCCCAGAAGGGUACUGGCUGGGCAAGGACAACCGCACCUGCUGGGAUGUCAACGAGUGUGCCAUCGACGGCGGCGGCUGUUCGGACACGUGCACCAACACCGACGGGUCCUUCGUGUGUUCUUGCCCCGACGGCUUCCAGCUGGUGGACUCUACUCGCUGCGUAGACGUGGACGAAUGCCAGCAGGACAACGGCGGCUGCACCCACCGCUGCGUCAACCAGAUCGGGAGCUAUCACUGCGCAUGCUCGGAAGGCCUCAUGCUGCAGGACGACAACGUCACCUGCGCCGACCUGAACGAGUGCGGCGACGACAACGGCGGCUGCUCUCACGACUGCCAGAAUCUGCUCGGCAAUUACACCUGCAGCUGCCCGCCCGGUUUCGCCCUCGGGGAGGACCUGCACACCUGCGAGGACGUGAACGAGUGCCUCACGAACAACGGUGGCUGCUCGCACGUGUGCCGCAACAAGAAGGGCUCCCACAGGUGCAAGUGCCCCAAGGGCCUGAACCUCGGCGUCGACAAGCUCACCUGCCUCGACGUGGACGAGUGUGGCACCGAGAACGGCGGAUGCUCCCAUCAGUGCGCCAACCACAAGGGCCACUACACGUGCCUCUGCCCCACCGGCUUCGAGCUGGCGGCGGACAAUCACACCUGCGUUGACAUAGACGAGUGCCAGCUGGACAACGGCUCGUGCGGCCAUAAGUGUGUGAACAAGGAAGGGGGUUACGAGUGCCACUGCCCGUUCGGGAUGGAACUCAGCGGGGACAAGUUCACGUGCAAGGACGAGGACGAGUGUGUCAUCGACAACGGAGGAUGCAGCCAUGAGUGCCACAACACACGAGGCUCCUACAGAUGCGAGUGCCCCACCGGAUACCGCCUUGCUAGCGACGGUACUUCUUGUGAAGAUAUAGAUGAGUGUUCUAUCGCCAACGGAGGAUGCUCUCAUACCUGCAUCAACAGAAAAGGGUCGUUCCUGUGCACCUGUCCGAGAGGUUACGAGAUAUCUGAAGAUCCUUACAAAUGCCUGGACGUGAAUGAAUGUGCUAAAGCUCCUUGUGAACACGAGUGCUUUAACACCCCCGGCUCCUACUACUGUGCCUGCAGGCCUGGAUUCAAGCCGAAGCCAGACACCUCUCACCAGUGCUGGGAUGUAAACGAAUGUGACGAGGAUAACGGAGGAUGCGCCCAGGAUUGCUUCAACUCCCUCGGCUCCUACCACUGCGGCUGCUCGGUCGAGUAUAUGAUUGGGGAGGACGGGCACUCGUGCGAUCUCAAACCCGUGUUCUGUCCCGUGAUUGUGGCGCCUCUACACGGGGAGAUGGUAUGUUCUAAGGACCUCGUGGGGGGAGCAUACCCAAGGGGAACUACCUGUACUUUUACGUGCUCUGAGGGGGCGGCGCUCCACGGACGUGCUAAUACCACGUGCCUUCAGUCUGGGACUUGGUCAAAUAAUCCCGUUACGUGUCAAGAUGCUACCCUCACUACCUCCCUGCAUUCUCUGCCAAGGUUUCACGGCUUCGAAUGGUUGUUUCGAGACCGUAAUGGUAGGCGAUAUGAAGCUUCUUGGUUCCCUACGCUGUAUGCUACCCUCACUACCUCCCUGCAUUCUCUGCCAAGGUUUCACGGCUUCGAAUGGUUGUUUCGAGACCGUAAUGGUAGGCGAUAUGAAGCUUCUUGGUUCCCUACGCUGUUUUUAUGUGAACUGAUGACAAUAAAAAAGAAACUUAGCAAAUCGAACACGUCAGAGUCCAGCUUGAGUUGCCAGUUGUCCCUUUCCAGAGACUGGAGACUGGACCACACCCUACGGCCGUUCAUCCAGUGUCCUGGCGACUUCUCCGUGGACUUAGCUCCCCACCAGAGUUCCUCCUACGUCAGGCUCCCGCAACCGAAAGCUAACGUCGACUGGUUCAGAUAUGUCUCAGGACGGCACCAAAGGAGAGCGCUGGCUGGAGACACCAAGAACAGAAGAUACGUGGACUCUUCCCCGAGUUGGGCCAAGCAGCUGGAGGCGGACCUUCCGGCGGGUAAAACGACGGUAACCUUCAUAGCUCGUUCGCCCGUGUCCGAGGAGACGGCCGCCUGCUCCUUCGUCGUCGAUGUCAUAGACAAAGAGGAACCGCAAGUGUUUGGGUGUCCGAAGUCGUUCUUGGUUCACCUGGCGGACGGAGAGACGAGUUCCGAAGUCACGUGGAAGGAACCUGUGUUUAAGGACAACGUGGAGAUCGCUCACUUGUGGAAGUCGAUGGAACCAGGUCGGAAGCUGACGGUAGGAACGUAUCCAGUGCAUUACGUGGCUAUGGAUCCUUAUAGAAACCGAGCUAAGUGUUCUUUCACCGUGACUGUCCAGUCAGCUGUGGUUGGGGUUAAUAACCGGUGCCGUGAGCCAGGGCAGCUGGUUGGUGGGCAUUGGGUAUGCUCAGAGCUGGCCUGGGGGCGGAUGUGUCGACCUGCUUGUCGGCAAGGCUUCGUCAUGAUCAAAAAAUCUUCCUCCCCAAUUUACAUAUGUUCAACCUCCACCGGCCUUUGGACCCCCAGCUCGGAACUCCCCGCAUGCACGCCCACAGUUUCCUUCCGGCCAAGUGCUGGCUGUCUGCCCGGGUUUGAACGGCGGAAAACCCAUCCUGAUGUAUGCUUGGCGUGUACCCCAGGGAUGCACCGUAGUUCGAGGCAGCGGCAGUGUACUCCAUGCCCAUUGGGAACAUACACUGACAACUUCGCAAGCCAACGAUGCAAGCAGUGUGCCGACGGAUCCACGACAGCAGAGCCAGGGGCCAACUCGAACGCCCUUUGUCUUUUCCCCGUUGAAUGGACCGAGAGCGCCGCCCGUGCACAGACUGAACAACGAAAGAAAGUAUGGGAAGAACGCAAAACGUUUUCGUGGACGGUAGGUCUCUGUAGACACAGUUUGCUGUAUUUGUGUUCCUAUGCUUUUCGUAGUUACAGUAGAGGCUGGUUGUGGGCCCUCGAGAAGUUAGAGAUACAACGCACACUUCUUGGACUAAUUUUAUAA